AUGUUUCGCUUGAAUUCAGCCAUCUUUCGGCAUUUAUCAUUAUUUCAACGAGGAUCAGUCAUAUCAACCAUCGGCAGAUGUCAAUCUAUAGAACAUAGGUGUGAUGCUGAGGAUGGCCUCGACGAAGAACAAAAAGCGAUUCAGCAGACUGCCUAUCAAUUCGCUCAAAGCGAAAUGGCACCGUUUAUGUAUGAAUGGGACCGAACAGAAUUCUUUCCGAAAGAAACACUUCGAAAAGCAGCCCAGCUCGGCUUCGCUGCUAUCUAUUGCCGCGAUGAAUAUGGUGGAACGGGUAGUACACGACUUGACGCAUCGGUUAUCUUCGAAGCACUGUCACAGGGAUGUGUUAGUACAGCAGCAUAUCUCAGUAUCCAUAAUAUGUGUGCAUGGAUGGUUGAUACUUUCGGAUCUGAUGCAAAUCGGGCAAAAUGGGUGCCACGUUUAGCGACGAUGGAACUAUUUAGUUCGUACUGUCUCACCGAACCAGGAGCUGGAAGUGACGCAGCAUCGUUAACAACACGAGCCGAACGUCAAGGUGAUAAGUACAUAUUGAAUGGUACGAAAGCGUUCAUAAGUGGCGGCGGUGAAAGUGAUGUCUAUCUUGUUAUAUGUCGAACUGGUGAUCAAACACCCAAAGGUAUAUCGUGUAUACUAGUUGAGAAGAAUUCUCCUGGCUUAUCGUUUGGUAAAAAGGAAGAAAAGAUCGGAUGGAAUUCCCAACCAACACGGCAAGUCAUUAUGGAUGAUUGUCAAGUAGAUGUUGAGAAUCUCAUUGGUAAAGAAGGUCAGGGUUUUGAAAUAGCUAUGCGAGGCUUAAACGGUGGUCGAAUUAAUAUUGCAAGCUGUUCCCUCGGUGCAGCACAAGCAAGUAUACAAAAAACCGGUGAAUACUUACAAGUGCGAAAACAAUUCGGUCAACCUCUGGCUCAAUUACAGCAUUUACAAUUCAAAUUAGCAGAAAUGUGUACAAAACUCGUAGCCAGUCGUCUCUUGGUUCGUAAAGCGGCGUUAGCACUCGAUCAUCAGUCGAAAGAUACAGUAACUCUGUGUGCCAUGGCAAAGCUAUUCGCUACCGAUGCAUGUUUCGAUAUAUGCAAUCAAGCAAUACAAAUGCAUGGUGGUUAUGGCUACAUCAAGUCCACAUCCGUCCAACAAUACAUGCGCGACUGCCGUGUACAUCAAAUCCUUGAAGGCAGAACUAAUGAAGUCAUGCGACUACUCAUUUCCCGAGAUGCAUUGAAACGAUAUGAAUGA
This is a messenger RNA of Adineta ricciae, 1254 nucleotides long. NCBI's taxonomy places the organism in Eukaryota, Metazoa, Rotifera, Eurotatoria, Adinetida, Adinetidae. The record is from the annotation of a GenBank genome assembly.